CACAUUUUUUCAAGUCCAUCGUUAAACAGCACUUACCUGCCCAUAGAUGUAAUAAAAAAGUUACUGGUCACUGCUUUUGUUCAUCCUCCAAUCUCCAUCUAUUAUGAACUCAGAAAAUAGUGGAUCAGCGACAAAAACCCAAGAAGUUGGAAGUAGCUCGUUCAGGGAAGCGUGGACUGAAGAGCUGAAGAGGGACAAGACAGGAGCAUUUGGGAGAAGGAACCAUGAGUGCGAAUAAGGAAGAUGUGGAAAAGUUCCUCCAAGGGAACCCUGCAUUUGCAAAACAAUAUUUUGCCAAGAAGAUUAGUCCUGCUGCCAUAUCAAAGGCAUCAGGUAUCCAAGAGAAACAGGUCGACUUCAGCCAGUUCCAGGAGCUCACGCAGGUUGAAGAAAGCCAGACCCUGUCUGACCUGAUUAAAGACAUGCAGGAGAACAUCAACAUGGAGAAGGUGGUCUUCAAGGUCCUGAAGAGAAUCAGUGCACUCAUCCACGCUGACCGAUGCAGCUUGUUCAUGUACCGGCAGCGAAACGGCGUCGGAGAGCUCGCCACGAGGCUCUUCAACGUCAACACAGAGGCAGUGCUGGAAGACUGUGUGGUGCCGCCAGACUCUGAGAUCGUCUAUCCGCUGGACAUGGGAAUAGUUGGACACGUGGCCCUGACCAAGAAGACGGUUAACGUCAAAGAUGUCUCAGAGAACCAGCACUUCAGCUCGUUUGUCGACGAACUCACAGAAUACACGACCCGGAGCGUUCUGGCUACGCCCAUCCUCAACGGCAAAGACAUGGUGGCUGUGAUCAUGGCUCUGAACAAGACCACAGGACCACAUUUCACUGCUGAGGAUGAAGAUCUUUUUUUAAAGUAUCUGAAGGUUGCCUCUUUGAACUUGAAGAUCUACCACCUGAGCUACCUCCACAGCUGUGAGACCCGUAAAGGACAGCUGCUGCUGUGGUCGGCCAACAAGGUGUUUGAAGAGCUGACGGACAUUGAGCGACAGUUUCACAAAGCCUUGUACACAGUCCGAGCCUACCUCAACUGUGACCGCUACUCUGUCGGUUUACUAGACAUGACGAAGGAGAAGGAGUUCUUUGACAUUUGGCCAGUGUUGAUGGGAGAGCAGGCACCUUACUCUGGCCCUGUCACUCCUGAUGGCAGGGAGGUAAAUUUCUACAAAGUGAUUGAUUAUAUUUUACACGGAAAAGAAGACAUCAAAGUAAUACCCACUCCGCCUGCAGAUCACUGGGCCUUGGUUAGCGGCCUUCCUACUUAUGUUGCUGAGAGCGGUUUUAUUUGUAACAUUAUGAAUGCAGCUGCUGACGAGACGUUCCAGUUUCAGACUGAGCCUCUCGACAGCAGUGGUUGGACCAUAAAAAAUGUGCUCUCGCUGCCAAUCGUCAACAAAAAAGAAGAGAUAGUCGGUGUGGCCACUUUUUACAACAGAAAAGAUGGAAAGCCUUUUGAUGAUCAGGAUGAGCAGCUUAUGGAGGCUCUGACUCAGUUCCUGGGCUGGUCUGUUCUGAACCCGGACACCUACGACAAGAUGAACAAGCUGGAGAAUCGUAAAGACAUCGCUCAGGACAUGGUGCUGUAUCACGUCAAAUGUCGGGAUGAUGAGAUUCAGAAUAUCCUGAACACCAGGGACGUCUACGGCGUUGAACCCAGAGAAUGUGAAGAGGAGGAGCUCCUAGAUAUCCUGAAAAAAGACUUACCUCCACUUAUCAAGAAGUUUGAGAUCUACGAGUUUCGUUUUUCGGACUUUAACUGCUCAGAGAUGGAGCUGGUAAAGUGCGGCAUCCAGAUGUACUAUGAGGUCGGGGUGGUCAAGAAGUUCCAGGUCCCUCAAGAGGUGCUGGUUCGGUUCAUGUACUCAGUCAGUAAAGGCUACAGGAGGAUCACCUACCACAACUGGCGUCAUGGCUUUAACGUGGGACAGACUAUGUUCACGCUCUUAACGACAGGAAUGCUGAAACGGUACUACACUGACUUGGAGGUAAUGGCCAUGAUAACGGCAGGCUUCCUGCAUGAUAUUGAUCACAGAGGAACCAACAACUUGUACCAAGUCAAAUCUGGCAACCCUCUGGCCAAGCUUCACGGCUCCUCCAUCUUGGAACGACACCAUUUAGAGUUUGGAAAGUUCCUCUUGGCUGAUGAGUCACUGAAUAUCUACCAGAACCUUAACAGGCGACAGACGGAACAUGUGAUUCAUCUCAUGGACAUCGCCAUCAUCGCCACUGACCUGGCUCUUUAUUUCAAGAAAAGAACCAUGUUCCAGAAGAUUGUGGACCUUUCACACACAUAUGAGGAUGAAAAGAAGUGGGUGGACUUCAUGUCUCUAGAAACAACCAGAAAAGAAAUCCUCAUGGCUAUGAUGAUGACCGCAUGUGACUUGUCAGCUAUCACCAAGCCUUGGGAGGUCCAGAGCAAGGUUGCCUUGUCCGUAGCAGCAGAGUUCUGGGAGCAGGGUGACCUGGAGAGGACAGUACUGGAGCAACAACCUAUUCCCAUGAUGGACAGAAACAAGUCGGCAGAACUUCCAAAGCUACAGUGUGGUUUCAUUGACUUUGUCUGCACAUUUGUCUACAAGGAAUUUUCUCGUUUCCACCCACAAAUCCAGCCCAUGCUGGACGGCAUCCUGAACAACAGGAGGGAGUGGAAUUUGAAAAAAGAAGCAUAUGAAGCGACACUCAAACCCCUAGAGGACGAGAAGGCUGCUAAAGAGGCCGCAGCCAGUAAAGCUGCUGGAAACAACGCCGGCGGUGGAGGCUCCAAGACCUGCACGGUGAGCUAAUGGGUCAAAAAGCUGUGCACAUGAUGGGAGUCAGUCAUCAGCCUCACCGCCAAGGA
Centropristis striata (black sea bass) is the source of this 2842-nucleotide messenger RNA. RefSeq names its product phosphodiesterase 6B, cGMP-specific, rod, beta (gene pde6b). Gene Ontology annotation, cellular component: photoreceptor outer segment membrane. NCBI's taxonomy places the organism in Eukaryota, Metazoa, Chordata, Actinopteri, Perciformes, Serranidae. The record is from RefSeq and is a predicted model, not a curated record. Gene Ontology annotation, biological process: retina development in camera-type eye; signal transduction. Bases 225 to 2786 code for a protein of 853 amino acids. Gene Ontology annotation, molecular function: protein binding; 3',5'-cyclic-nucleotide phosphodiesterase activity. The transcript is spliced from 24 exons.